Molecule: messenger RNA, 2676 nt
Organism: Dendronephthya gigantea
Lineage: Eukaryota; Metazoa; Cnidaria; Anthozoa; Malacalcyonacea; Nephtheidae
Product: bromodomain-containing protein 8-like
Exons: 28
Coding region: 63-2477 (804 amino acids)
Cellular component (GO): NuA4 histone acetyltransferase complex
Molecular function (GO): protein binding
Source: RefSeq, a predicted model, not a curated record
UUAUAUAGACCAAAUGCGUAUAUCAUUUUGGAGGAUUGAAAAGAACGGAACGCAGAAAAAAGAUGGCGGCCAACAUGGCGCGAAAAGUAAAGUCGUCUUCAGUUGGUGGUCAGGACGAGUGGAGUGUAAGAGAAAGACUGAUUUUAGCGUCUUCUGUACUACGUAGCGGAGAUCAAAAUUGGGUAUCAGUAAGCCGAACCGUAAAACCCAUUGCGGAUUCAACAUUUGGUGUAAAACCACGUCCUCCUGACUUCUUUUCCCAAAAGAGUUGUGCUGCUCAAUAUUCAGAAAUGUUGGAGAAAGUAUCUACACCUAAACGAAAAAGAACUAAUGAAGCUGGAGGCACAGAAACCCCAGGAGAACAAAUUGUUAGAACACUUACGUUUGAAAGGAUUGAUGAGUUGAAAAAACUUAUCAAAGAUGAUCAGAUGAAGUAUAGAAAGCUAAAGUCUGAAAUUGAGAUGAUUCUAAGUGGGAAAUGUGAUGAUAGAUUGCCAAUAAUUUAUGAAAGUUUGCAGAAUAGAUCCAAACCACAGAUGGAACCACCAUCAGGAUAUAGCUCUGCCCAGCAACGUGAACCAAUGAAACUUCCACAGUAUCCUCAACAUGUUCCACAAUCAUCAUCACUUUCAGCCACACCAGCUCAACAACCAUUAAAAAGUCCUAUAUCCCCAUCACCUCAAAAGAUGAAGAAUCUUCGAGUACCAAAACCUACAGAAAGAUUUCAGAAGUAUCAGCAACAGCAACAAGCCCGUCAUGGACAUACUUCAUCUCAAAGCCAACAGCAAUAUAAACAGCAACUUAAUGCAUUAGAGCAACUUCAAAAACAACAACAACUUCAACAAUUCCAGCAGCAGUUACAACAACAGCAAAUGCACCAACAACAAUUUCAACCACAACUCCCACAACAACCCCAUAAUAACAUGAUAUCCACAGACGGACCAUCUCCUGUAAUACAGGAACACGCUCCAACAUCACAACAGUUUUUUCGUUCCAAUGGUCAACAGGAAAUGGCACUGCAUCAACAACAGCCACAACUCAUAACACCAGCAGUUCCAGCAAGUUUCCCAAGUAGUGUUCCUGAUAAAAGUCAUCUAACACAUCUUGUACAGCCAGGACAUAAUACAGUCAAAAAAGAACUUAAUGAUAUCAUAAUGGAGAUAGAUGUUCCUUUUGAUAAACAAACAAAACAUAAAGUCAGUCCAAACAUGAAGGAAACACCCUCUGCCCAGGAACCUAUAAUUGACAAUGGUGUUCAAAGUCCAGCUCCAUUAAGUGGUGCAACAUCAUCAGGGCUGUUAUCCACCUUGUUAACUACACCUGUUAAAGAAAUCAAACAUGUUGCUGAGACAAUUAACCAGAGUUCUGAGCAAGAGAGAAAUGAAACAAUGUCACAGCAAAGAUCAGAAAUUUCAAUUCCUUUUUUAGAUGAAAGUAUUCCUGCAAGCAAUGCUCAGAAUUCAAAAUCAAGGAUAACUACACCAUCAGCAACUGAAGUUGCACCAACCUUGUCCAAACUCCUCACUACAACAGCUUCAGUUAAUGGUAAACUGCAGUCUUCAACUGAAACACCCCAGACUAAGAAACCUUCAACAUCAAAGUCUGAUGAAACAUUGCUUGUGCAAAAAAAUUCUCUUGAGUCUGCACCUAGGAACCAGAAGCCAUCAGAGGAUGAUCCACUAUCAGAAUUAUUGACAGACAGCAUUAAGGAAGAAGCUGCUAAAGAACAGUUUGAUAAAGAAAUUUUAGAUCGACCUACACCCAAAGUAUUGGUCAGUAUUGAUGAGGUGAAGCCAAAACCUGAAAAGAGACGGCCAGGUCGUCCAAGAACUAGAAAACCACCAAAGGAAACUGAAGAAGAUGAUGCAGAAGAAAGUUUCAAAGAGAGUGUGAAGCCAUCGGAUACAAAAGUUGAAACAGAUGAAAGUGAAGAAAGAUAUAAGAAAUGUGAAGAUGAUUUAAAAAAAGAAGAUAAAUCUGAGCUUAGUGUUCAAAGUAGUUUUGGUUCAGAAUCCAUACCAGAUAGUCCAGCUUCGCAAGUAUCACAAAGUGGCAGUGAUGACUUGGAGUCAUUACAGGCACAGAAGAACUGGAAAAAGUCCAUUAUGCUUGUAUGGCGAGCUGCUGCAAAUCAUAAAUAUGCAAAUGUGUUUCUUCAUCCUGUCACAGACGAUGAAGCUCCUGGUUACCACAAUGUCAUCUACCGACCAAUGGACCUAUCAACUAUCAAGAAAAACAUUGAAAGUGGUGUGAUUCGUACAACAAGCAGUUUCCAACGAGAUAUGAUGUUAAUGUUCCAGAAUGCUUUAAUGUAUAACAGUGCCGAUCAUGAUGUAUAUCGCAUGGCUGAAGAGAUGAGAGAAGAUGUCAUGGAACAGAUCCAGUCGUACAUUGCCACUCAACUGAUGGUCCAGUCAGACAGAGAAUCUAAAAUGUUGAGAGGCCACAAAACAGAUGUGUUUCAUUUCUCUCUGUAACUUGCCAUCAGAAAGGCAUAUCAAGAUGGACCAUGAAUGGACUCAAACACAACACAUGUGACAACUUUAAAAAACUAUAAUCUUUACAAUUCCCACAAAUUUGGGUAACCUCAAAAUAUUUACAAAAUUAAUCUCAGCAAACUUUCAUAGUUUUUACCAAGGAUCAACAUUGUGACAAUAAUAAACACACUUUCUCCCU